CAAAGGGAGGUAAUACUGAAAACAAACAUCAAACAGACAAAUCCACCCCCUGACAUGGCAGGAAUGAUAAUCCGAGAACACCUACAGACAUUACAGGAUGCCUGCGUCAAUGAGCUGAAAUCUAUUGGGGACCUUGACCCUAUGCUGCUGACCAAGAGUAGACGACGUUGUGAGGUGUGUUUGGCUGGCUACCCAGACCCGACUGUGUAUACUUCACAGAUUUUUACCAAACUAAUCCAGGAAUAUGCACAGGCAAUGCUGGAUUACACUUACCACGAAGAAUGUCAGCUUGUCAAUGGAGAGUUCCCCGAGAGUAAUGCAAGGGAGAGAAUUCAUAAAAUCUUCUGUAGUUUUGAUCAAAUAACAGAACUCUCCAAAAAGUGUAUACCAGAGAAAGAGGUUGCAGAUGUUCUUGGUUCCGAGAUUAAUGAGUGCCUUGUUUGGAGGAGGGGAGCACUGCUUUACAUGUAUUGUAAAACAGUUAAAGACGAUCCAAAAAGGGCCGACAAAAUAGACACCAGUUUUAUACAGUUGUUACAUGAAGGAAUUAUUCAGUUAAAGAGCAUACUUCCUUCACCACCGCCAGGUAAGGACAAGGAAGAAUCACCAGACAAAGAUGACACACUACAGCUUAUCGACAUGGGCAUCCUGAAUGACACAAUACUAUUGGGGAUGAUGUAUGGUGGUGAGCUGUGUUACUGGUACUACCAGGAGCAAGUAAAUAAAACAAAGGACACAGAGUGUGAUAAAGACUUUGAUGCCAAAAAGAUUGGCAAGGACUUCCUGCUGCCUUAUAUAGAGGCAGUAGAUGGUGUACUCUCCGUUCAUGGAUGGAGUUCUCAAACAGCAAAACAAAUAAUUAAAUACUUUUCUGAACACUGAUAUAAACUUUUUUUUUAUAUUUUAAUUUUAGGGC
Mizuhopecten yessoensis (Yesso scallop) is the source of this 916-nucleotide messenger RNA. RefSeq names its product UPF0600 protein C5orf51 homolog. Lineage: Eukaryota; Metazoa; Mollusca; Bivalvia; Pectinida; Pectinidae. The record is from RefSeq and is a predicted model, not a curated record. The transcript has 7 exons. Gene Ontology annotation, biological process: mitophagy. The coding region runs from base 55 to 882 and encodes 275 amino acids.